This is a messenger RNA of Cladophialophora yegresii CBS 114405, 567 nucleotides long. RefSeq lists its product as uncharacterized. The record is from RefSeq and is a predicted model, not a curated record. NCBI's taxonomy places the organism in Eukaryota, Fungi, Ascomycota, Eurotiomycetes, Chaetothyriales, Herpotrichiellaceae. The transcript is spliced from 2 exons. The coding region runs from base 1 to 567 and encodes 188 amino acids.
AUGAGCGAUCCCAGCGGAGAAUAUACCUACAUCUGCUCAGCAGGGCCAAGGAGAUCAAUGGUCCUGCUCUUCUCUGAUGGCACUCCUAGGCAACACAGAAAGGAUAUCAGGCCUGACAUGGUCUCCACGGUGAAAAAGCCAGGGACGGACGAAUCCUUUUAUGGUAACAGAGUGGAAGGGGCCCUCUUCACUUGCGAACUGCGAAGCGGCAGAAUGGGAGGAAGCAAGACCGUGUACUGGAUGAUUGACCCCAAAUGGCAAAGCCAAAAGCCCGACGUCGGGCAACGGGUCGGAUGGGCGACGACUGUCAGAGUGGCUGCAGGCGCAAACGCUUGGAGCAUGGUGCCAGUGUGGGCUUCGGACCGGUGGGAUUUGGGCACUGACUCAUGCACCAGGGAGAAGAUUGUGGCCAUGUAUUACUUCCAGAACGAUUAUGGUCGCGGCCGGCCUGGCAAGCCCUGUGGCAUGUUGGACGUUCCUACUACCCCAAGACCAAGAUCGAGGUCGGAGACAAGGUAUACAGUCGUUCAGACGUGGGAUCGCGAGAUUGUGGAUGAUGAGCGAUAG